Molecule: messenger RNA, 555 nt
Organism: Eurytemora carolleeae
Lineage: Eukaryota; Metazoa; Arthropoda; Copepoda; Calanoida; Temoridae
Gene: RpS18
Product: 40S ribosomal protein S18
Exons: 4
Coding region: 11-469 (152 amino acids)
Biological process (GO): translation
Cellular component (GO): ribosome; small ribosomal subunit; cytosol
Molecular function (GO): RNA binding; structural constituent of ribosome
Source: RefSeq, a predicted model, not a curated record
UUCAGAGAAGAUGUCGCUGGUUUGUCCACCAAACUUCCAGCAUAUUCUUCGUGUUCUUAACACGAACAUCGAGGGAAAAACCAAUGUCAUGUUUGCUCUGACUUCCAUCAAGGGUAUUGGUAGGCGUUACGCUAACGUCGUCCUGAAGAAGGCGGAUAUUCCUCUGUCCAAGCGUGCCGGAGAACUGUCUGAGGAGGAUUGCGAGAAGAUCAUCACCAUCAUGCAGAACCCCAGACAGUACAAGAUCCCUGAUUGGUUCCUUAACAGGAACAGGGAUAUCAAGGACGGAAAGACCGCGCAGGUUAUGGCCAAUAUCCUUGACAACAAGCUCCGUGAGGAUCUCGAGAGACUGAAGAAGAUCAGGGCUCACAGGGGUCUUCGUCAUUACUGGGGACUGAGAACUCGUGGUCAGCAUACCAAGACUACCGGACACAAGGGAAAGACUGUCGGUGUCUCCAAGAAGAAGUAAACCUGUCUCCAUUGGAACCUGGAGUCCCUGGACUUGUCCGCACCACACGAUCCCGGAGCUCUAGAACAAGAUAUAAAUAUUUCAGA